AUGGGGAGUCGCCCCCCUCUGAAACCAAAUGAGAGAAAUCCAAACCAAGCUUGGAUAUUCUUCACAUUGGAGUCUCCCCCUAAUAUUAUGUGGCAAAAAGAUCAUAAGCGCCCCGAAUGGUUGAACAUGUUUAACUGGUCAUGGACAUACAAACCGGAUUCAGACAUCUUCUAUCCAUAUGGUAUAUUGCAGACAAGAGAUAUGCCAUUACAGAAAAACUAUAGCGAAAUGUUCAGAAAGAAGACGAAACUAGCAGCUUGGGCAGUUAGCCAUUGUGAUGUUGUGAGCAAAAGAGAUCGUUAUGUUGAAAUGCUAAAUAGUUUUACAAGUGACGGGUAUACGUCUAUCGUUGACAAAUUCGGGUCAUGUAACGGAGCAUUAUCCAAACCUAGCAAAGAGCAGUUCGAGAACAUUAUUGAUGAGGAAUAUAAAUUCUAUCUCGAGUUCGAGAACUCAUUUUGCCCGGAUUACAUUACAGAAAAGUUCUUUAUGAACUAUAAACGAGACGUUGUAACAAUCCUCCGUGGCAUGGGCGAGUAUGAAAAGUACUUUCCAAAAGGGUCAUUUCUCAACACAAAAGAUUUCCCCAGUCCGGGGGACUUAGCUAAAUUCAUAGUGAAUCUCGCAGCGGAUGAAGAAAAAUACAUUGAAUACCUAAAGAUGAAAGACAGGUUUUCUGUUAAAGAGUUGCAAUUUACGUACGACGACUCCGUAUGUAAAAUAUGUCAUAGACUCAACAAUAUUAACGAAUACAGAAAAACAGUCGAUUUAAAUGACGUUCUUGGAACAUGUGUUCAAGCAAAGGAUGUGUAA
Mya arenaria is the source of this 813-nucleotide messenger RNA. RefSeq names its product alpha-(1,3)-fucosyltransferase C-like. The transcript has a single exon. The record is from RefSeq and is a predicted model, not a curated record. Gene Ontology annotation, cellular component: membrane. NCBI's taxonomy places the organism in Eukaryota, Metazoa, Mollusca, Bivalvia, Myida, Myidae. The coding region runs from base 1 to 813 and encodes 270 amino acids. Gene Ontology annotation, molecular function: alpha-(1->3)-fucosyltransferase activity.